GCUGUCUCUAAGCCGGACCUGAUCACCUUUUUGGAGCAAAGGAAAGAGCCCUGGAAUGUGAAGAGUGCAGAGACAGUAGCCAUCCAGCCAGAGGUGCAUCCUGAUCAUUUGAUUUUAUAUAUGUAUACAUUGUGUAUUGAUUAAUACAAAUAAAUUAAUUAACAUAUUAAUCAUCUCACAUAGUUGCCAGGUUUUUUGUGGAGAGAACAUUAAAGAUCUACUGUGGGCCGGGCGCGGUGGCUCACGCCUGUAAUCCCAGCACUUUGGGAGGCCGACGCAGGCGGAUCAUGAGGUCAGGAGAUUGAGACCAUCCUGGCUAAAACGACGAAACCCCGUCUCUACUAAAAAAUACAAAAAAAAAAUUAGCUGGGCGUGGUGGCGGGCGCCUGUAGUCCCAGCUACUCUGGAGUCUGAGGCAGGAGAAUGGCGUGAACCUGGGAGGCGGAGCUUGCUGUGAGCCGAGAUCGCGCCACUGCACUGCAGCCUGGGUGACAGAGCGAGACUCCGUCUCAAAAAAAGAAGAAGUAAAAAAAAAGAUCUACUGUGUUAGCAAAUCUCAAGUAUAUCUCCUGAAGAGCACCAUUCUGCCUAAUGUUUCUAUGAGUGUGGCUACUGUAGAUACUUUAUAUAUCUUUUCUCAUGAUACUCAAGGCCUCUUAAGAAAGAAGCUUAUAGAAGCAUCAUUCCAAAAAGUGAUAUUGGAUGGAUAUGGGAGCUGUGGCCGUCAGAAUUUAAACUUAAGGAAAGAGUGGGAAAGUGAGGAGAAAAAUCAGUACAAUAAAUCUGAUACAACAUUAAGCCAAGGCAUAAGCCCCAGAAGACAUCAGAAAACUCGUUUUCUACAUAACCAUUGCAAAUGUAAAAAAUGUGAGAAAGCCUUUCAUGAAUGCACCAACCAUGUCCAUCAGAGUAUCUUUAUUCAAGAGAAGUCUGCCAAAUGUAAUAAGUGUGUAGAAACUUUUAUCCAGUCAUCAAAACAUACUCAGCCUCAGAGAAUCCAUAUUGGAGAAAAGUCACACAGAUGUAAUAAUGGUGAGAAAAUCCUUAGUAAAUUGUCAAGUCUAAGAAAACAUAAGAUAAUCCAUAAUGAAGAGAAACCUUACAAAUGUAAAGAAUGUGACAAAGCCUUUAACCAUCGUUCACACCUUACUCAACAUCAAAUAAUUCAUACUGGAGAGAAACCAUACAAAUGUAAAGAAUGUGGCAAAGCCUUCAAUUCUAGUUCAUAUUUUACUAGACAUCAGAGAAUUCACACUGGAGAAAAACUUUACAAAUGUAAAGCGUGUAGCAAAUGUUUUACUCAUUCUUCAAAUCUUCUUGUGCAUCAGAGAAUUCAUACUGGAGAGAAACCUUACAAAUGUAAAGAAUGUGGUAAAUCAUUUAAAGUGUCUUCAGCCCUUACUCAGCAUGAGAGAAUUCAUACUGGAGAGAAACCCUAUAAAUGUAAGGAAUGCAGCAAAGCCUUUAACUGUAGGUCGUACCUAACUAAACAUCAGAGAAUUCAUACCGGAGAAAAACUUUACAAAUGUAAAUCAUGUAGCAAAUCUUUUUCUCGUUCCUCAAGUCUUAUUGUCCACCAGAGAAUUCAUACUGGAGAAAAACCCUAUAAAUGCAAAGAAUGUGGCAAAGCCUUUAAUUGUAGUUCACGCCUUACUCAACAUCAAAGAAUUCAUACUGGAGAGAAACCCUACAUUUGUAAAGAAUGUGGCAAAGCCUUUAACUGUAGUUCAUCCCUUACUAAACAUCAGAGAAUUCAUACUGGAGUAAAACUUUACAAAUGUAAAGCAUGUAGCAAAUCUUUCUCUCAUUCCUCAUGUCUUUCUGUGCAUCAGAUAACUCAUACUGGAAUGAAACCAUAUAUAUGUAAGGAUUGUGGCAUCUCCUUUAACCGGUCUUCAAACCUUAGACGACAUCAGAUGAUUCAUACUGGAGAGAAACCCUACAAAUGUAAAGAAUGUGGCAAAUUAUUUAAUCGAUGCUCAACCCUUACUCGACAUAAGAGUAUUCAUACUAGAGAAUUUCUAUAGUUGUAGUAAAUGUGAAAAGAGUUUUAUCCAAAAUUUAGAACUUAAAAAUCACCAUAGAGUUUAUAGGGAAACCGACUUUACAGAUUGAAUAAAUGGGAGGAAGUAUUUAAUCAGAACUCAAAUCUGAAUGUGUCAGGACUUACACAAAAAAGGACUAAAGCACAGAUCCCCACUUUAAAAUUAAAUAAGAGUAUUUGUUAUGGAGGAUUACUCUAAAGCCAAAGCAGUUACUUAUUUUGUUAUGUGUUUCAAAUGAGCAAAAGCAUUGAUGUUUGGACAAGUAAUUAUUCAGUGAGCACGUUAUUUGUAUUGAAAACAUUUGAAAUUUGUAUAAAGCAAAUCAUAAUUUAAUUCUCAAAUUAGUUGUUAUACCUUAAUGCCUAGUGUUUAUAUAAAAACAUAUAGUCUAUUUUUUCUGCAUCAGAGCUAUAAGAGGUCGUUCUGUAGUAGGUGAACAUCAUUAAUAUCAAUUUAUUUUCAUCGAAGUUUAAUGGCAAAUGUAAAAUACAUGAAGAAAAUCUAAAAGAGGCUCUUUGUGUUUGAAUCAUAAAACAGUAAUAUGUGUAAACAUAUAGUACAUAUUUAGGGCAUUAGUAUUCUAUACUAAAGUAAAAGAGGAAUAUUCUGAAUUUAUUUAUUACAUCAUUUGCUCCUUAAGUAGAAAAACACUGGUCAGUUAUUUAAAAUACUGGCAUACAUUUAUAGUACAAUGAAGUAGUAAUCUUGAAUAUUAUUUGAUGUGUUAAAAAUAAAAAAUCUUCACAGAUAUCAGAGGAAAGUGAAAACUCAUAUCUGAACAAUUGUGAAUGUACUUUAUAUCAAUUUUCCACAGAACUUAAACUUCUUAUAAUAUUGGUAAUAUUCUCAUGGUUACUAUUUUAUAUUCUUUCCUGCUUUUUGUAGCUACUGGUGUACUAUGACAGUUAUAAUAAAGAUUAUAUGGGGGUAUACUUAAAUGCCAUACUUUUAAAAUCCUGAAUCAUUGUUUAUAAAAUUUUAUUCAGUAUUUUUCUUUGCACAUGCCCUUUUUCAGUCCAAUUGAACACUUAGAGAUUUUUCUUUGCUUUCACUUGCAUUAAAUGGAAUAUACAGAUGUACUAAGAUAGAAAGAAAAAGGUGAAAGAACUAUGCAGGCAGAAAUGCAUGUGUGUGUACCUGUCUUCAAAUGGAAAAGAAAAUGAUGGAUCACAACAGGAAACUGGAGAACUGUUGAUUUAUUACCAAACUAGAAACCUCCCAAAUUCUUAAAGCUAAAUUAGCUUUUCAUUGCACACUGAAUUUUUCUCUGAUAAAUCUAAUGUCUUCUGGGUUCAGACUUUAUCCCGUACAAAUCCUUUUUUCUUGCCUAUGAUUCAUGUGAGAAGAAUUAUACAAUUUUCUUAUUUCAAAGCUUAUAACCUAUUACUUAUAAGUUCUCAUGGAUUUUAAGAAUGUUUUUGUAAAAUUUAAUGGUGCUGUCCAGGUGUGGUGGCUCACGCCGGUAAUCCCAGCAUUUCGGGAGGCUGAGGCAGGAGGAUCAUUUGAGGUCAGGAGUUUGAGACCAGCCUGGCCAACAUGGUGAUACCUCGUCUCUACUGAAAAUACAAAAAUUAGCUGGAUGUGGUGGCACACACCUGUAAUCCCAGUUACUCAGGAGGCAAAGGCAGGAGAAUUGCUUGAACUGAGGAGAUGAAGGUUACAGUGAGCCAAGUUUGUGCCUCACACUCCAGCCUGGGUAACAAGAGUGAGACUCUGUCUAUAAACAAACAAAUUAUCUGUCAUCUACCUAUAGACAUAACCCUACUGAGGAGGAUGGGGAUAAAAGGUCUGCAUCUAAGUCACUUUGAAAAACAGUAUUUUGAUUGAAUGCUGUAAGACUACACAAAUGCUGUAUUCUACUGAGUAAUAUUUUAUUUUCCUACAAGGAUAUGCAUUAGCAAUUCUGAAACAGUUUUACAUGUUAUUAUAUAAUAUAUGGAGGCUGUUUCUCAGUGUAGUUCACAAAAGUUAAAUGGUGAAUGCUAGCAUGAAUCUUGUGGUCCUAGCCCAAAGUUGGAAAUAUCAGGAUGAACCCAUGACUAAUACAUCUGGAUGGAUGGAUGGAUGGAUGGAUGGAUGAAUAGAUAUAAAGAUAGGUAGGUAGGUAGGUAGGUAGAUAGAUAGAUAGAUAGAUAGAUAGAUAGAUAGAUGAAGCGAUGUCUAAGAUAUCUGGAAGGAUGGAUGGAUAGAUAGAUAGAUAGAUAGAUAGAUAGAUAGAUAGAUAGAUAGACAGACAGACAGAUAGGUAGAUGAUUCAGAGAUAGAUAAUGUUCCAAACUCUUGAGGGCCAAGAACCGGUGACAUCUUGUAUCAACACAUCUAGGUCUACAAUCUUGAUUUCUAAACAACAUUCAUUAAAAGGACCCAAGGGUUGAAGUUAGAAAAUACAAGUUGAGCUAGAGUAUCUUGUAAAGCCACAAAGAAAAAAGUGCUUAAUAAAAAUGAUGGAGACUUUUCAAAGGGAGCCAACCUGAAAGACCUCCCAAUGGUCCAAGCUCCAACAAUAUGAGCAAUAAGUUAUGAUAGCUUUGGAUUAUGGCCCACAGAAUAAAAUAAUACUCAUCUCUACUGUGUGACUAAAAGAGAUUAAGGAAAGAAGGAAUGAAAUCUACAAUAUUUAAAAUACAGAUCAAUGUAGUUGGAUAAUGCAAAAUAAAUCAACACUAGAACAUCACAGUAAUAAUUACCAUAGGGAAGGUUCCCCGAGGAAUUCAAAAAUUUCAGGAAAAACUUAAACACUGAAGAGUGUAUUUGGGCCAGUCUCGGUGGCACAUGCCUGUAAUCCUAGCACUUUGGGAGGCCUCUGUGGGUGGAUCACCUGAGGUCAGGAGUUCAAGACCAGCCUAGCCAACAUGAUGAAACCCCGUCUCUAUUAAAAAUGCAAAAAUUAGUCGGGCAUGGUGGUGGGUACCUAUAAUCCCAGCUACUUGGGAGGCUGAAGCAGGAGAGUCACUUGAACCUGGGAAGCAGAAGUUGUUUUGAGCCAAGAUCAUGCCAUUGCACUCCUGCCUCGGCGACAAGAGCGGAACUCUGUCUCAAAAAAAAAAAAAAAAAAGAAAAGAAAAGUGUAUUUGCAUAUUUUAAGUAUCUACCAUCUAAUAUUUAUUAAUACAAUUUUUUCUUAAUUUCUUAGACUUGUGACUAUUUGAAACAAAUUAUAACACUGUAUUGUAGGAUUUAUAAUUUGUAGUUGUAAAAUUUAUAACACAUGGAAUAAGAAGAUAAAUGGAACUGUUCUGUAGCAAAUUUUUCAUGUUUUAUAUUUAAGACAGUAUAGUAUUAACUCUAAAAGUAUGGUGGAUAUGUUAAAGAUUCAUAUUGUAUUACCUGCAGCAACCACUAAAAAAUGCCAAGAAGUGUAAUGUAAAUGCUAAAAAAGGAGUUAAAUAUAAAAUAUUUAUUUGCACAAUAUUUAUGUAUCUUUUAGUCAUAAUAGCCCAAAACAGGAAACAACCAAAAUGUCCAUCAAUAAGAAAAUGAACGAAUUGUAUAGCUUUUAGAACAAAAUACAGCUCAGGAAUAUGAAAAACCAAGCACACAUCCUGGAUAAAAUUCAUAAACCUGCUCAAUGAGAGAAAAGUUGGACACAAAAUUGUACUUUAUGUAUUUUGUAUUUUAUUCCAGGCAAAAUAAUCCUAUGGUGAAAAAAAUCAACAAGAUAAUCUCUGCUUGAGAAAAAGGACCAAAGACAAGUGAAUUUUCUGAGGGUGAUGAAAGUGUUGCUUCGAAAAGGGGUGAAGUUUAUAUGGGUCUAUUUAUUUGUCUAACAUGUACAGUUAAGGUUUAUGCCUUGCAAUGUAUGUACAUCUUCACAAAAAAAUCUUAAAAAAAUUAAACGGGUGGGGGUUGGUAAAGGGUUGAAGUAUAGAUGAAGCAGAAGUGGUACAUGAUUCGUAGUUGAAGCUGGGUGACAAGUCUAUAUACUAUUUUAUUUUUAUGUCUUUAAUAGCAUUUGUAUAAAUGUACAAUAUUCAUUUACAAUGUUAGCUCAGGAUCUUGUUUACCUUUGGACAGGGAGGGAGGGAGAAAUUUAUUUUCUGGGUAGGAGUAAAGCUGGUUCUAUUCCUCAGUUAUGUAAAUUAUCUGUUAUAAUCCAAAAAGCUUUACAUGAAUGUUUCUGUAUGUAAUGUUGUAUAUCAAUAAAAAAAUUAAAUAUUA
Messenger RNA from Gorilla gorilla gorilla (western lowland gorilla), 6203 nucleotides. It is a transcript of the gene KRABD5, whose product is annotated as KRAB box domain containing 5. Lineage: Eukaryota; Metazoa; Chordata; Mammalia; Primates; Hominidae. Gene Ontology annotation, molecular function: RNA polymerase II cis-regulatory region sequence-specific DNA binding; DNA-binding transcription repressor activity, RNA polymerase II-specific. Gene Ontology annotation, biological process: regulation of immune system process; regulation of cytokine production; negative regulation of transcription by RNA polymerase II. Bases 600 to 2027 code for a protein of 475 amino acids. Gene Ontology annotation, cellular component: nucleoplasm. The transcript is spliced from 5 exons. The record is from RefSeq and is a predicted model, not a curated record.